Messenger RNA from Octopus sinensis (East Asian common octopus), 3955 nucleotides. RefSeq names its product attractin-like protein 1. Gene Ontology annotation, cellular component: Golgi apparatus. The transcript is spliced from 26 exons. The record is from RefSeq and is a predicted model, not a curated record. Gene Ontology annotation, molecular function: protein binding. Bases 25 to 3345 code for a protein of 1106 amino acids. NCBI's taxonomy places the organism in Eukaryota, Metazoa, Mollusca, Cephalopoda, Octopoda, Octopodidae.
AAUCUAACCAUAAUAAUAGUCAAGAUGGCGGAAAUUGCGAUGUUUGUGGUUCAGACCAAGUCUAAAUACAGGUUACCAUGUCGUUCGUUGGAAUAUCUGCUGUGCCUAAUACUCUGCCAUUUACUAUUACUCGUCUUGGUCGCCUCCAAUAGUUCGUUAUCGACAUGUAGCCGCAAGCGCAGCGACUACAAUUGCUACCAGGGCGAGUGUCGGAACGGAACAUGUCAGUGUUACAUCGGCUGGACGGGCAAUUACUGUGACCAUUGUUUGGGGAGACAGAAUCUCAUAUCCAUGACAGGUUACGUUACAGAUGGUCCUGCAAAUUAUUCUGAAAAUUGUAAAUGUAGCUGGUUGAUAAACCCCAACACGACAAACAGCAGCCGUCCAAUUCACAUACAAAUGCUGCAUUUCAUCACAGAAUGUGGAUGGGACCACCUCUAUAUUUAUGAUGGGGAUUCUGCUUUCUCCACACUCCUUGCAGCCUACAGUGGGGUCAUCAUUGAAGAUAACAAAGAAGAGUCCAACAUAGAAAUUACAGCCAAAUCAGGGUCAGCAUAUCUGAUGUUUUUCAGUGAUUUAGCAUUUAACAUGUCUGGAUUCAACAUAAGCUACAGAGUUGGUGGCUGUCCAUUAAAGUGUUCAGGUCAUGGUCUUUGUGAAAAUUAUGUGUGCCGGUGUCAGAAGGGUUAUGUGGGCGAUGGCUGUGAGAUUGAACUCUGUCCAAAUAAUUGCUCCAACCACGGAAAUUGCUGGAACAAUCAGUGUGAAUGUGAUACAGGAUAUAUUGGUAAUGAUUGUAGUCGGAAAGAUGGCAAUGAUCUGUGGACACGAUUACCACCAGAAAAGCAAAUAAGUGGCCGAGCAUCUCAUCAAGUGGCUAAGGUCAAUGAUACAGUGUGGGUUGUUGGAGGAUACAGUUUUGAAGAAGAUACCAUGCUGAUGUCUGUCUUCAAUUUAACAGAGGAAAAAUGGACAAUGUUUUAUCCACCUCCAAGCACUCCUGACUCAAGAAAUCCCACUCCCAAUUCACGUCAUGGACACUCGCUUGUACUUCAUGAGAACCAGCUGUACAUGUAUGGAGGUGUGGUUGGCAACAACAUCUCCAAUGAAUUUUGGAUGUUUGACCUGGGUCAGGAAGUUUGGACGCUACUGAAAAAUUCAACAUGGGAGAGCUACCAGCUCGCCGUGUCUGGCCACACGGCUCAUGUUGUUGAUGAUGUGAUGCAUGUUUUCUUCGGUCACAGUCCCAUUUAUGGCUAUCUACAUUGCAUUCAGGAAUUCUACUUUGGCAACAAAAGCUGGUUUAUACCAGAAACGUCUGGAGCAAUAGUGAAGAAUACUUGUUGGCACUCGAGUGUUUAUGAUAAGAAUAGGCAGUUGAUCUACGUCUACGGCGGCUACCAUUCUGUUAGUUCGGCGACUAAUCACAUCACAGAUAAACUUUAUUCAUAUAACCCCAAAAUACGAUAUUGGCAAGUGUUACGGAGCAGUGAUUCACCCCGCUUCCUUCACUCGGCCAUUCUUACAACUGAAGGUUUCAUGCUGACAUUUGGCGGCAACACCCACAAUGAGGCUUCUGUGAAUUCCGGUGCCAAGUGCUAUUCUUUAGACUUUAUGGCCUAUGAUGUUGAAUGUGAUCAUUGGUAUUGCUUAGAGAAACCUCACCUACAGAAAGAUGUGUCCAGAUUUGGCCAUGCUGCUGUUUCCCACAACAAUGUGAUGUAUAUCUUCAAUGGUUUCAAUGGGAGGAUGCUACGUGAUAUCAUAAAAUACACCACUGGAAAUUGCUCAGCAUUCACAAAUGCAACUGCAUGCAAACAAAGCCAACCUGGAGUACCAUGUUUUUGGUCAGAAGAUUCCUGUGUGCCCAGAAGUCAACUGGCCAAUAAAAAGGACUAUGUGUGUCCUCCAAACAAUGAUAUCAUCAUGUGUUCCAAGAUCAAGAACUGCAGGAGUUGUCUGUCCAAUUAUGAGAAAUGUUCCUGGUGCAAAAAGAGGUGUAUGUCUUCUUCAGAUUGUUUGGAUAGCCACACUGACUUGGCGGACACAGACGUGCCACAAUCCCGAAUUCAAACCAUUUUCCAACUGAGCAAUGGUUUCAUAGUGCAGCACAUACAACCCCAGCCUGUAAAGACAAAGGACAUCAAAGAUUGCCCUGUGGAUGUAGAAUGUUCUUUCCUCCACAGUUGUGCCCUUUGUCAGCUUGAACCAAAUUGUUUUUGGAUUGAGAAUAACAAAUCUUGUGUAUAUAAAGAGAAAAAUAAUGCAAAGGCAGUUACUCAGAAAUGCAAAGUCCCCUGUCCAUCUCAUACAACUUGUGAAAACUGCACAAAAGACGAAUGCAUGUGGUGCAGCAGUGCACAGCGUUGCGUUGAUAUGAACUCUUAUGUAGUGUCUUUCCUCUACGGUCAAUGUACCAAAUGGAAUACAGACAAAAACCUCUGUACAAAAAACCGUUGUUCAGACAUCAGAACUUGCAAGGAAUGUCAGAUGAAUCCAAUUUGUGGUUGGUGCCAUGAUGUGAGCAACACAGGCCUUGGCCAUUGUAUGGAAGGUGGUAUGUCUGGUCCGGCUAAACUUCCCUGGAAUUCUCAUACAUUGUCCACCUGUCCACUUUCCAGGUGGUAUUUUGUACAGUGUCCACUAUGCCAGUGCAAUGGCCAUAGCAUCUGUAAUGAGAGUACAAACAUUUGUAUAGAAUGUCAAAAUAAUACCACAGGUGAGACAUGUGAUCGAUGCCAGAAAGGAUUUUUUGGAGCUCCUCAAAAUGGUGGCCUAUGUAAACCCUGUAACUGUAACAAGCAAGCUAAACUAUGUGAUGAACAGUCAGGGAACUGUCACUGUGGCACACGAGGAGUGGUUGGCAAGAAAUGUGAAUGGUGUGACACAUCAGAAAAAUAUAUUGGGAACCCAAAUGAUGGUGGAACUUGCUAUUAUCAGUUAUUAACAGAUUACCAGUUUACCUUCAACCUGUCUAAACCAAAUGAUCACUAUUACACUCAAAUCAACUUCAUGAAUCGUCCUUCUGCCGGUGACCGUGAUGUUGACUUCUCAGUAAAUUGUUCUCGAUUUGCAAAUCUCAAUAUAUCGUAUAACUCAACUUCCGAACCAGCUGGUAAAAUAUUGGACUCCGGUGCUCGGUGCUAUAAUUACAAAAUGAAAUUUUCCCACAAACAAUACACAUUCGGAGAAACUGAUAACACCACCUUUUAUGUAUAUGUAUAUGGCUUCAAAACACCAUUUUCUUUGCAGAUAACGUUCACACAACAGAGAAAUAUCGACCUGGUGAAUUUUUUUGUCACCUUCUUUAGAAAUGUGUUUGGAAAUGUGACUUCUAAUUGGUAAUUAAAAAUGAACACUAAGGACAAAUAUGCAGUAAUUUCUCUCUCUGACUCACUGGAAUCUGUGAAGCCACAAACAAAGAUGUCUUGUUUAUCAAGCUUGAAUUUAUCAAUAAAGUUAUUGUGAAGAGACAGACACAACAACACAUGGAAUCUAGAUAUAACUGAUGUUGCUUUAGAAGAUAAGCUCUUUUAUGAAUUUCAAUGACUCUUUGCUGGAGGAAUCUUCUUUUACACUAGUGAUAUUCUGCUUGGUUAGGAAGACAUUGACAUUUAAUGUGUUGCAGAAUUAUUGUACCAUUAGGAAUAAGUACUGUCUCCAACUAACAGUCAAAGACUGUUUAUAAUUGGUAAUGGUGACGGACAUUUGAACAUUUUCGUAUGUUUGUUUCCUGAUUAGGUUGUGUAAAUAUUGAGGAAAAUGUAUGUUUAUAGAAAUGAACAAGCAUUUCUUUGGUACUGGAAAAAAGCAUUUUACUUUCCAUUCCCUGUGUGUUUAUGUGUGUGUAGAGAGAAGACUGUGUGUAUGUAGGAGUGGUUCUUGUUACUCAGCUCUUCCAUAAUAAAGUUAGUGUAACUAAGGUAAGCACAAUAAAGCUAUUUUAACUAUGUUA